Messenger RNA from Lizanozyma spartinae, 1662 nucleotides. Its product is annotated as fungal specific transcription factor domain-containing protein. The transcript has a single exon. Gene Ontology annotation, molecular function: DNA binding; zinc ion binding. The record is from RefSeq and is a predicted model, not a curated record. Bases 1 to 1662 code for a protein of 553 amino acids. Lineage: Eukaryota; Fungi; Ascomycota; Pichiomycetes; Serinales; Debaryomycetaceae. Gene Ontology annotation, biological process: DNA-templated transcription.
AUGUUGCUUCCGUUUCUCCAGGUAUUUCAAACAUGGUACUACGGGGUGUGGCCCGUGGUAUCUGUGGCUCACUUGGUCGCUGAGCUAACAAAGACAACCCAAAUAGAUUCGACUAAGAUUGUGCUUACUCAAAGUAACAUUCCAGCAUACGCUUUAAGUUGUGCCAUUGCUGCAGCUAUCGAUUCCCAAGUGACCUUUCUUACCACCAAGGCAGAGCUCUUGAAUUUACCUACUGAGAUUACCGGAAGCCAAUUUGCUGAAGAAUGUGUUAGGUCCAGGUCCAUGACGGAGUUUAGAGAACGUCCUAGUGCGGAGGCCCUCUUGACUUCCUUCUUUUUGUAUGCUCAUUAUGUGAACAUAAAGCUGGGGCUUCUUACUUCAAUGGUUUACUUACGGGAAGCCAUAACUAUGGCACAAAUCAUGGGUCUACAUAAUCCUGAAACCUACGACGAUUUACCAACGGCAGAGGGCCACCGAUUACGAAAGAUCUACUAUAUGCUUUUGGUUACUGAAAGGUUCAUGUGUAUUUCAGAUAAUUUGCCCGUGAUCUUGGACGUAGCAAUCCCGUACCCGGAGUUGGAAGACGAAGAAUAUUCUGCCUUACUUCGAGGGUUCUCGGAGUUGGUGAAGGUGUUUGCGAUUCCCGAUAAACGGUUUUUUGAUAAGAUGAUUACUUCUAAAUCCUUGGCCAAUAGUUCCAUGUCUUCGAUCAUCUCUGCUGCCAGUUCUGAUGGUGGGCCGUCUGGACCUAAUUGGAUCCAAAGAGUUCAAGACCAACUCACAAACAUUCUGGUGACCUCUCAAACUCCUGAAAUCCAAAAACUUAACAUCUUACUAAGUAAAUAUUGGAUGAUGUGUUUGGCAUGGCACGUGACCCGACGCUGUGGACUUUUGGUGGGUGAUGAAAACGACAAUAACUGUUUUAGCAUCAUGUACCCCAUCAAGAUCGCACGUGACUUCAUCGAAGAAACGUCUUCGUUAACGAUAUUUGCAUUUGAAAGCAAUGGACCCGGAGUUUGUAUUAAGCUCUUGGAGAUUGCGCUGGGUCUUAUGGACUCAUUAACCACGACCAUGAGUUCCGAGGGGUUCGCCUCGUUAUAUAAAGUGUUCAUGUUGGUGCACAAAUUAAAGAACGAUAUUACCUUACCAGUGAAGUUAUAUCAAAGAGUCGAGAAGGUGAUCCAGAACCAAGUGCUGCCAACCAGAGGCUAUAUAAGCGAGCUAACGGAAGAAGAAAUCCAGACAACAACAGAGAAGAGGCAACAACAAGAACAGAUUAUGGACUCUCAUCAACCACCACCACCACCAGCCACUAAUUAUAGCUUAUUCUCUUUUGAAAAUCAAGUUGUAGAGCAGCAACAGCAACAGCAGUCAAAUGCUCAAUACUUUCAACCGGAAGUGGACCAAAAUAGUAUUCAACAGUUUCAUGGUUCAAAACUGAUACUUUCUCCGUUUACUUUAUUCCAACAGUUCAGUGAACAACAACUUCUUCAGACUCCUGGUGCCUCGGCAAUACCAGAACAGCAACGCUACACUUCUGCUGUUUCGAAUGAUCCCAACAUGGAUAUGGGCAACCCAUUAUUUCAAGUGGCUUCCGCAUAUUCUUAUCCUCCCAGCUGCGAUGAAAAAGGCAACCCACUUCCGAGGGAAUAUCGAGGAUGA